Messenger RNA from Schistosoma turkestanicum, 1929 nucleotides. The record is from the annotation of a GenBank genome assembly. NCBI's taxonomy places the organism in Eukaryota, Metazoa, Platyhelminthes, Trematoda, Strigeidida, Schistosomatidae.
AUUUUCUUCUACGUUUUGUUUAAAUUCACUUAAAAAUCGAGCGCCGGACUCUGUGGGAUUGCGUCGUGAUUCGUUUGAGGACAAGUCGAAGUUCAACCAUGGUUUCUGUAGUUGAAAACAACGCCAGCCCGGACUCUGCAUUUACUGUCGUACGGAUGGAGCCAUCAGACAUUUUGAGUCUUGCUGGUCAGUUUGUUGUGCAAUACUACACCGUUAUGAAGAAGUGUCCAUCUGGAAUCCAUCGUUUCUAUAAGGACGAUUCUUCCAUGAUACGGGAGGACACUCCAGUCUGUGGUCAGAGGAUGAUUCAUGAGAAAAUUAUGAGUAUGAAUCUUCGGGACUCACAAAUUGCGAUCCUAAAGCUAGACGCACUACGUGCCAAUGGCAAUAGCGUACUAAUUCAUGUUGCUGGUGAAAUAAGUAUAGCUAAUGAAGAAUUUAGACGGUUUACUCAGUGCUUCAUUCUGAGGGAGCAGGCCCCAUGCGACUUCUAUGUAUUAAAUGACAUAUUUCGUUAUCAAGAUUACGUAUAUGGUGAUUUGAAAACUAAUGUGGAGACUAACAAUGACCAUUCGACAAAAGUAGAUGAAUAUAGCCCAUCUAAAGGUGUAUCACACUGCUCGGUGCCUCACUCAGCAAGAGACGAUCACGCACACAAUUGGGACGGUUUAUCGAAAGGAGACUAUAAACAAACCGUCGAUGAGAUUCAGACUCGCAAUCCAGAGGUUAAGCAAGACCACUUGACAGUAGAUCACACAGUGCCACAUUCUUCCGCUUCACCAACUGUCCAGCAGGAACUCGUGAACCAGUCUCAUCCUGUCAGUCCACCGCAUUCAUCUGUUCAACCUGGGCCUCGCAGCUGGGCAGAAAUGGCAUCUCAACAGCCUCAUGCUGCACAAGCACACAAAGUGUCGAGGACUAACACCAAUGUUUCUGAUUAUGACACAGACGAACGCCACAGAGUUGGUCUGCGCCAGUCUGCAGAUGGUUCUCAAAGGGUUCGCAGUAUGGGGUCACGCCAGCAAGGUGGUGAUUCACGGGGCAUUUCAGAAAUGAAUUACGCACAAGAUAGCCGCGUUGCUCCAAGAGGAAAUGCACCUAAAGGUUCGGGCUUCGGUGGGCCUUCUCGUGGUGGUGGCGGUGGUGGCGGCCGAGGUGGACGUGGUGGAUUGGGGAAUGGAAGUAUGGGCGGAAGAGGUUCUGCAGCAGUUAAUCCACGUAGAACAAGUUAAUAUCAACAGUGGAAUUAUCGCCUUGAUUGAACAACGCAAAUACUACAGAUACCUUCAUACACAUUGGUUUACUUUCUGUACUUGACACAUCCCACAAUAUGUGUUCUCAAAUGCAUCUAGAAACCAAGUUUGAUAACUUACAAUUUGUCCGCUUGCUGGUUUUGAAUUUGUUAGUUAAUUUGCCUUGGUGUUUUUAAUAUGACUAUUCUCUCACAGGUUCUCCUUAAUACAUGAGAUUGUAAAGCAGCAUUUCAACUGUUUUUCUCCCACAGAAUAUGUAACUAACAAGAGAGGUUUUGUGCAUUAGUUUGGAGUACUAACUUAUUGUGUAUUGAUUUAAAUUUUGUGUUUGUGCUAGUGUUGUAUUGAUAGGACUGCAUUUAGGUGGUAUCAUUUUGUAAGUUCUCAUUAAAAUUUAUCCAGGCACAUUGAAGUAUUUUUAACACGCACAUUAACUUGUAGCAUGUGAUCCUACGACAAUAAAGUCACACGUCACAACUCACUUUAUUAAUAAUCUUUGAACUGUAAUACGACCAAAGUAACCGAUAAUAUGACAAAUUCUCAUUCAUAAUUUCGAAGCUGAGUCUUCUAUUUUUUGGUUGUUGAAAAACUUUUUUUCAUGUCAUCGAACCUUGACUUAUUCGUCAUUAUUGAAGACAACUAUGUAUGUGUGUGUUCGAUUGACGUUAAUCCGGUG